GUUUUAAUGUGGUUAAUCUUAUCUUCGCUACAAACUCAGUUGCUUGGUCCUUAUUCCUGAAACUCUCUUCAAACUUCAAAAUCUCUUGAGCAAAAAUUUCAUGGCUGCCACUUCAACUUCUUCAUUAACUAUACCAACCAAUGCCCACAAAAUAAACUUCUCAUCAUCUGGUUCAAAGAAACUACAUAGACACACGCACCUGAAUUUCUCUUUCCUUUCAAUUUCAAGCCCAAGAACAAGCCAUAGUUGUAUAGUAUCAUCUAAUGCAGCCAAAUAUACAGAAUUAGUGGUUGAUGAAGAGAUUGACAAGGUUAAGAGGCUUCAAAAUGGUCCAGACGUUCGCGGCGUCGCCCUUGAAGGCGAGAAGGGUCGAACGGUGGAUCUAACGCCGCCCGCCGUGGAAGCAAUUGCAGAAAGCUUUGGUGAGUGGGUGAUUGAACGCAGGAAAAAUGGACGAGGUGUCAAGGAUUUUAGAGUUUCAUUUGGGAGAGACCCUCGAAUCUCCGGGCCGUCGUUGAGCGCCGCCGUGUUUACCGGUCUAGCUCGCGCCGGCUGUUUGGUUUUCGACAUGGGACUUGCAACCACCCCUGCUUGUUUCAUGAGUACUUUACUAGAACCAUUCACCUUUGAUGGUUCAAUCAUGAUGACAGCUUCUCACUUACCAUAUACAAGGAAUGGGCUAAAGUUUUUCACUCCUAGGGGGGGGUUGACGGCGACGGAGGUGGAGGGGUUAUGUGAACGAGCCGCACGUAAGUAUGUCAAUAGGACGGCGAAGGUGUCGGUGGUAGUGAGUCCUCCGACGAGAGUAGAUUUCAUGAGCGCUUACACCAGGCACCUUAGGGAAAUUAUCAAGGAAAGAGUGAACCAUCCCCUUCAUUACGACACUCCGCUUAAGGGUUUUCAGAUAAUUGUGAAUGCUGGAAAUGGAUCAGGAGGUUUCUUUACAUGGGAUGUGUUAGACAAGCUUGGUGCAGAUACAUUUGGUUCUCUAAACCUCAAUCCAGAUGGAAUGUUUCCUAAUCACAUUCCAAAUCCUGAGGACAAGAUUGCUAUGUCACUCACCAGAACCUCAGUAUUAGAGAACUCAGGGAACCUCGGAAUUGUUUUCGACACCGAUGUUGAUCGAAGCGGCGUGGUUGAUGAAAAGGGAAGCCAAAUAAAUGGAGACAGACUCAUAGCUCUCAUGGCAGCCAUUGUCUUGAAGGAAUACCCAGGCACCACCAUUGUUACUGAUGCUCGUACUAGUAUGGCCCUUACUAAAUUCAUUACCAAUAGAGGGGGUCAUCACUGCCUCUAUCGGGUUGGCUAUAGGAAUGUCAUCGACAAAGGUGUUCAGCUAAACAAGGAUGGGGUUGAGACACAUCUAAUGAUGGAAACAUCUGGACAUGGAGCUCUGAAAGAAAAUCACUUCCUUGAUGAUGGGGCUUACAUGGUAGUGAAGAUCAUAAUUGAAAUGGUAAGAAUGAAGCUUGCUGGUUCAGAUGAAGGAAUCGGUAGUCUUAUAAAAGAACUUGAAGAUCCAGCUGAGUCUGUAGAGCUUCGGAUGAACAUACUUUCUGAGCCAAGAUAUGCAAAGGCAAAGGGUGCUGAAGCAGUUGAGAAAUUCAGAAACUAUGUAGAGGAAGGAAAGCUCACAGGAUGGGCGUUGGAUUCCUGUGGAGACUGUUGGGUGAGUGAGGGCUGCCUAGUAGACUCGAACGACACACCGGCCGCCAUUGAUGCUCAAAUGUACAGGGCCAAAGUUUCAGAUGAAGAACAUGGAGAGUAUGGUUGGGUACAUAUUAGGCAGAGUAUUCAUAAUCCAAACAUUGCUAUAAAUAUGCAAUCAUCAGUUCAAGGUGGAUGCUUAUCCAUGACAAGAAUUCUUCUUGAUAAGUUCCUCUUGGCUAGUGGUAUGGAUAGAAUCCUUGACAUCACUCAUAUUGAAAGGUAUGCAAGAAAUGGUUAUGUAGGUUGAGAUGAAUUCUUCUAGACAAGUGCACAAACAGUCUCAAUAGAGUAAGACAGAUCAUUUGUAUGGGAGAAAAUAGAGUCAAGGAAAUGUAAAUAUAGGGCAACCUUAUUUACAAUAGCAUUUAACUUGUAUCUGUAUAGCUAAAUUUUGGGUCAGGGAAGGAAGGAGAAAAGAUAUACCUGAAUAAUGUAUACUACAUUCCUUCAUCUCUACCUUUUAUUUAUGUUGUAUAUACAUAAACAUUUCUAUUUGAGUAAAGAGUUUAUAUACAACAGUACUACA
Messenger RNA from Macadamia integrifolia, 2236 nucleotides. Its product is annotated as phosphomannomutase/phosphoglucomutase. The transcript is spliced from 7 exons. Bases 101 to 1957 code for a protein of 618 amino acids. Gene Ontology annotation, cellular component: chloroplast stroma. Gene Ontology annotation, biological process: carbohydrate metabolic process. The record is from RefSeq and is a predicted model, not a curated record. NCBI's taxonomy places the organism in Eukaryota, Viridiplantae, Streptophyta, Magnoliopsida, Proteales, Proteaceae. Gene Ontology annotation, molecular function: phosphomannomutase activity.